CACUUAUUUUGUUUCUCAAUCAGUGUUUGAUUAUUCAGGUCUGGCUCAUGGCCACAGAACACGGAAGUAGCGUUCGGAUAACGAAUGUAUCGCCGAUUGUUCGAGUGCCAGCGGCCUUGUGAUCACCUGUCUAUCUGCAGUUCAUCUUCACGAACAAUGCGUGUCCCUCAGGUGUCAAGCUCUCCACGGAUCCAGGCGCUGUUGACCAGCGCAUCCUCAGGUCUAGAAGGCUUCAAAGCUCACGCUGUCUUCCAGGAGAUCAAUAAAAAGCUGCAUGAGGAUGGAGAGCAGUUUGUGAAGAAGAUCGGAGGUGUGUUUGCCUUCAAGGUAAAGGACGGGCCGGACGGAAAGGAAGCCACCUGGAUCGUUGAUGUUAAGAACGGAAAAGGCUCUGUUCACAAUGAUGCUGAAAAGAAAGCAGACUGCACUAUUGCCAUGGCCGACUCUGACCUACUAGACCUCAUGACUGGAAAGAUGAAUCCACAGACCGCGUUCUUUCAAGGCAAACUGAAGAUCACUGGAAACAUGGGCAUGGCCAUGAAACUUCAAAACCUGCAGCUGCAGCCAGGCAAAGCCAAGCUGUAAGAGGCGGAGUCAGGCUUAAAGAGGGUGGAGUCUUGAGUAGCUCCUCCCAUAGAGUUCACUCUAUUAGAGUAGCUGUACAGGAGUCAGAGACCAAAUGUGUUUCUGCGCUGUAGUGUUCAGCCUCUUUCUAACAAGGGAAAGCAAUAGUUCACCCAGACAUAAAAUGGUCAUCGUUUACUCACCGUCGUUUCCCACAAAAGUAGUCCAUAUUACUUGCAAAAACUGAUUUCUUCCUCAGUAGAACAGUCGCUUUCCAGAACAAA
Molecule: messenger RNA, 848 nt
Organism: Megalobrama amblycephala (Wuchang bream)
Lineage: Eukaryota; Metazoa; Chordata; Actinopteri; Cypriniformes; Xenocyprididae
Gene: scp2b
Product: sterol carrier protein 2b
Exons: 5
Coding region: 85-585 (166 amino acids)
Cellular component (GO): cytosol
Source: RefSeq, a predicted model, not a curated record